CGCAAGGCUUGAAGAGGACUCGGGCUCCAGGUCGCAGCCGUGCAGCCCCUUUCUAGGAUGCAGGACCUGGAGACAGAUGCAGACCAGUGUGGCGCUCAGGUCUGCUUUUGCGCCUAGGAUAGCGCAUGUGUACUGCCAAAGGAGGUAAAGUGGGUCCCUAAAGCUGGCGGCGUACAGCCUUUUGGGAUACAGAGCCCCGGUACGUUUUAGGAAAGACCACCGCCUGGGACGCUGCCUUCCGGUGAGCUCCCCGCCCAGUGUUCGUGUUUACGCAUGCGCACUUCCUCCGGCCUGUCCUCGCUUCCGGUGCGUCCUAAGUACCCGCAGCUCUGGUCGCCGGGCUCUGGCCUCCGGUAGGGGAGACUGCGGGGCCGGGACACCGGCAGGGGAAGCACCACGCGGGCGCAAGCUGUGCGGACUAGGGUCCGCGCGGCUGGGCGGAGGCUUGAGUGGAAACCGAGCGCGGGCGCUGAGCCCCGAAGCCGUGGUGGAGGCCGAAGGGGCAGGGCGUGCGGCGGCGGCGGCACCUGGCGCGGCUCGCUGCGGCCUCGGCGAUCUGUCUCUGCUUUCAGACUUCAACAUUUUUCCAAGAGCAGUAGAAAAUGAAAAAAUCCCUGGGACCAGUGUCAUUCAAGGAUGUGGCUGUGGACUUCACCCAGGAGGAAUGGCGGCAGCUGGAUGCCAGUGAGAAGAUGACUUACAGAGAUGUGAUGCUGGAGAACUAUAGCAACCUCGUCUCUGUGGGGUGUCACAUUAUCAAACCGGAUGUUAUCAUCAAGUUGGAGCAAGGAGAAGAGCCAUGGAUAGUAGAAGGAGCAUUCCCACCUCAGAGCUGCCCAGAUGAAGUCUGGCAAGCUGAUGACCUGAUGGAGAGAGUCCAGCAGGAUGGACAUACAUUCUUCAUCAAUAAAACCCUGGUUGAAGAGAGAGGUAAUGUUUCUGAGAAAGCAUUCAGUGUAGAAAUGAGCCCUGUUGCUUCAAGAAAAAUAUCCUCUAGAUGUGAUGCCUGUGAAAAGAGUUUAACAUCUGUUUCAGAAUAUAUUAGUAGUGAUGGAAGCUAUGCAAAAAUGAAACCUGAUGAAUGUAGUGGGUGUGGAAAAUCACUCCUCCACAUUAAGCUUGAGAAAAUGCAUCCAGAUGAGUGUGGAGCAACUUAUGACAUAAAAGAAGAGAAUAUUUAUCAGAAAGUGCAUAUUUUGGAGAAACCUUUUGAAUACAUCGAGUGCCAGAAAACCUUCCAAAAGGACCCAGUUUUUGUUAAUCACAUGGAGGAAAAGCCCUAUGAUUGGAAUGAGUCUGAAAUAGCCUUUCUCCAAAUGUCAGACCUCAGUGGCCAUCAGAGAUCUCACAUGGACAUGAAGUCUUAUGAAUGCCGAGAAUGUGGGAAGUCCUUCUGUAAAAAGUCAAAAUUCAUUAUUCAUCAGAGGACUCACACAGGAGAGAAACCUUAUAAAUGUAACCAGUGCGGGAAGUCUUUCUGCCAGAAGGGAACGCUCACGGUACACCAGAGGACCCACACAGGGGAGAAGCCCUAUGAAUGCAAUGAAUGUGGGAAAAACUUCUACCAGAAACUCCACCUUAUCCAACACCAGAGAACUCACUCAGGAGAGAAACCCUAUGAAUGCAGUUAUUGUGGGAAAGCCUUCUGCCAGAAGACACACCUCACACAGCACCAGAGAACACACUCAGGAGAGAGGCCCUAUGUGUGUCAUGACUGUGGCAAGACCUUCUCGCAAAAGUCAGCACUUAAUGACCACCAGAAGAUUCACACAGGUGUGAAGCUGUACAAAUGCAGUGAGUGUGGCAAAUGCUUCUGCCGCAAAUCCACGCUCACAACCCACUUGAGGACACACACAGGAGAGAAGCCGUACGAGUGCAAUGAGUGUGGGAAGUUUUUCUCACGUCUCUCGUACCUUACUGUGCACUAUCGCACCCACUCUGGGGAGAAGCCCUAUGAGUGUGCUGAGUGUGGGAAAACUUUCUACUUGAACUCAGCCCUGCUUCGGCACCAGAGGGUGCACACAGGGGAGAAGCCAUAUGAGUGCAGUGAGUGUGGCAAGCUGUUUUCCCAGCUCUCCUAUCUCACCAUCCAUCAUCGGACACACUCUGGAGUGAAGCCCUACGAGUGCAGUGAGUGUGGGAAAACCUUCUACCAGAACUCGGCCCUGUGCAGACACCGCAGGAUCCACCGAGGAGAGAAGCCCUAUGAGUGCUAUAUCUGUGGGAAGUUCUUCUCUCAGAUGUCCUACCUCACCAUCCACCACAGAAUCCACUCAGGAGAGAAGCCCUAUGAAUGUAGUGAGUGUGGGAAAACCUUCUGCCAGAACUCAGCCCUUAACAGACACCAGAGAACACACACAGGGGAGAAAGCCUAUGAGUGCUAUGAAUGUGGGAAGUGCUUCUCCCAGAUGUCCUAUCUCACCAUCCAUCACCGGAUCCAUUCUGGAGAGAAGCCCUUCGAAUGUAACGAGUGUGGAAAAGCCUUCUCCCGGAUGUCAUACCUCACUGUGCACUACAGAACCCAUUCAGGAGAGAAACCCUAUGAAUGUACUGAGUGUGGGAAGAAAUUCUACCACAAGUCAGCAUUCAAUAGCCAUCAGAGAAUCCAUAGGAAAGGGAACGUGAAUGUAAUUGAUGUGGGACAGCUUCUCUGACCUCACACAGCCCUUUCAUAACAGUGAGCAAGAAACUUCUAUCAGAAAUCAAACACUACUACACAGUUGGAUUGUGUAUCCAUGGGUUCUAUAUAUCUGGAUUCAACCAGUCAAAAGUAUUUGGUAAAAAAAUUGUAACUGUACUGAACACAUGCAGACUUUUCUUGUUAUUACCUAUACAAUAUAGUACAACAAUUGAACAAUUAUUUGCAUUAUAUUAGUUAUAAGUAACCUAGAGGCAGUCUGAACUGUAUGGGAGGAUUACAUGGAUUAUAUGCAAAAACUGCACAGUUUUACCAAAGGGCCUAACAUCUGCAGAUGAUAUUGGGAGGGGAAGGUCUUGGAACCAACACCCACUUCCAUCCCAACCUCAUAGAAGAGGCACUGCAUCUGAGAACUCAUACAGAUGAGUGUGAAUAAGCCCAUGCUUUGGUCAUUGAUUGAUAUUCGCAAGGCAGAAAACAAGAUUGUACCAAGACCCUAUAACUCAUUAAAUACUAGACUGUAUAGGAAAAAAAAUAUAUUACUAUUUAGAAUAUAUAUGUAUGUAUGUAUGUGUGAAAUAGAGUAUGUUUCACCAAGGAAUCAAACUGCUUUGCAUAUCAGGGAAUUCUGUCAGUUUUAGGAAUGUGGAAAUAUACUCUUCUGGAAAUUGUUAAUACUAGAAGACAGUGCCAGUGUAAAAACAAAUUUGUAAAAAAACAAAACAAAAGAAAACAAAAAACAAGAUAUCUUCUGUGAGAAAACAUACAAUUUAUAAACAUGUAAAAUCAUAAGGAUAACUAGCCAAGUCUGCAGCAUUAAAUUCAUGAAUAAAAUAGCUCUUGAAGAAGUUGUUUUAGUAUUUAUAGAAACUGUAUGGUGAGCAUUGUAUCUUUAUGAAUUUGUAACUCAUAUUGUAAGAUUGCUCAUUCCAAGUAGCUCUACCAUGUUAAUAUUUUAGUAUGCAUUGCCAUUGAAACAACAUUUGGUAGGUUUAAAGUAUAUUUGUAUUCUUCCUUGGUAUUAUAAAUAUGCACUUGAUCACUGUUAGUGAACUACAUUAUCCUUUUAAAAAACAAUGUUUUUUAUAAUGUCUUUAAUUAUAGAUGAGUCAGCAAAAGAGAUAAAUAUGUAUAACAUAGAAUUUUUUAAAAAUCCUGCAUAGAUGAUUUUAAAUUAAGCCAGAAUUCUCCAGGAAUGAAAAAUAGCUUUAGUACUUAACGCACUCUGCACAACUAAAAAAUGAACUUAAAAUAUUACCACUUCUGCUUUUAAUCUGUUGUUUAUUUGGAUGGUUGAGUGUGUGUGGAACGCAGGGACUAAUGUCAGAGUUAUUUGUCUUUUUCUGAUCUUGUAGUGCUGAUGAGCACUUGCUCUUCAUUUAUGAAGGAAGUGAGGAAGUGGAGUUUGUGGCAGACUUUGUUGUGACUCCACCAAUCACUCUGCCCUCAACUUUCCUGGCAGUGUCUGGGUACCCUCUGCUCCUCAGGGGACAGGAGGUAAAUCCUUGUUAGUUUUGAUCACUAGUAAUCAUUCUCACUGCCAGCAGUUGCUCUCAGUGGUCAUAAGGACCCAAGACUAGACAGAUGAACAAACCCUCCUGACAGGUUAUUUCUGGAAAAAGUUUCCCCAAAGAUUCAAGGACUCAAGCAACACAAAAUAGGGUCUUUUCAUGACAAUGACCUUAUCUGGAUAUGGUUCAUUGUACUUUCUUCCAGCAAGGGCUUAUGGUUUAUUCAUGACCUUCACAGGAAGACUGGAAGAUUCAGGAACUUGGAUGACAGAGUCAUUGAACCAGCCCUGUGGCCACUUGAUGUCUGGUCUGUUUCAUUUGUGAGAGAUUGUAUUUAUUUUUAAGCUAGUUGACUUAGAAUGCUCUGUUGCUAAUAACUGAAGACAUUCUGAAACAGUUACACUUUGUAGAAGUUAUGGAAUCCAGAAGGACUUCAGGUAAAUCAUUUAUUUUGAGGUGUUGAUACAGAGAUAUUAUUUUCUGUAAAUUGUAACACAAAUAGUUUUGAGCAUUGGAAAUCAACUUGAAACAAUUAAAUGUGUAUGCCUCCUUAAACUGCCUAUCAUUUACCUGAAAAAUUACAUUUUUCUAGUGUAUGAAAUAAAUUUCAUUAAGGUAAUUUAUUGUGGGUUAUUACCAUUAGCUCACAAUAUAUAGUGUGAGGUAAGGAUCUGGUUUUACUUUUAAAUGAUUGACUUUAUGGCCUACGUCAUUGAGUAACUUACCUCUUUACACCACUGAGCUGAAAUGCUGUGUUUUUCAUAAAUAUCAUACAUGGCUCCUGUUGUUAGUGCUCAGCAGUUUUUUCCAUAUUCUUUUGAUUGUGAUUAUGUUACAUAACAGUAAUUAAGAGUCUGGUUACUUGUAUAGUUGAUCAUAUAGUCUGAAGUAGGAUCCAAAAGUUCAGAAUAUAUAUGUUGAAAUGAUUAUCCCCAAAGGUUUCCACACUAGUGCAUUGUAGCUUAGUUACACAUAUAAGCUUUAAGAAAAAUAAAGUAAAAUGAAUAUAUGCUGGCAACACUAUCUGUUAAUACUGAGGCCACAUUCUGAGGCCAAGUUUGGCCCCUCUCCUUCCCUGUCUUCUGUAUUCUGUCUUGCUGUGCCUGGCUGUGCUGUUGGUGAGGCUCCUCAAAGAGGGCUGUAUGAUAAGCCAUGUGACUACAAGCCAAAUAAUGGCCAGCUUUGUAGACUGCUUCUAGCUUAACAAAAUGAAGGAAACACAUUUUUAAAAUUAUGUUGCUGUGUUGUUAAUAUAGAGAUAACUGUAUUAAAAUAAAUUACUUUUACUUUUCAUUUA
Molecule: messenger RNA, 5446 nt
Organism: Cavia porcellus (domestic guinea pig)
Lineage: Eukaryota; Metazoa; Chordata; Mammalia; Rodentia; Caviidae
Gene: Znf12
Product: zinc finger protein 12
Exons: 5
Coding region: 603-2654 (683 amino acids)
Biological process (GO): negative regulation of transcription by RNA polymerase II
Molecular function (GO): DNA-binding transcription repressor activity, RNA polymerase II-specific
Source: RefSeq, a predicted model, not a curated record